AAUACUCGAUUCUUGGUCUACCUGUGUCAUGGCCAGCAUCAUGGGUGUGGGGGACUGGGUAACAGAAUCAACGGAAUCGUAUCUCUUUUCUACCUCGCAAUGUUAACAAAUAGGGUAUUUUUAAUCAACUGGGGUGGACCAGGCAACCUGGAAACCUUUCUUCAACCAAAUACGAUCAACUGGACCUAUGAUGGACGGCUUUUACAAAAUGUAAAAAUGCAUCGAAAAUACUGGGGUGUUUCGGGCCCAGAGCCAGGAUACGAUGAAUCUCGACUCGAGGAAUAUCCAAAGUUUUUAAACUGGGUUGAAAAAAAAAACUUUGAUGUUUUCUUGAAAGAAGAUGUGGAAGCCAUUGGAACAAUUUGGUACUUCGCCGAUCAGAUUUGGAAAAAUCCUCAUCUAUCUAAGCGAGCUAAAGAAUUAGGACUCCCUCCAGCUCAAGACGACUUUCCCUUUUCUAUGCUUGGUUGCGCCAUGGAUUUUUUGUUCAAUAGAUCAGUGUUUGUAGACAACAAGCUAGCAUUGGCUAGAAAGGAGCUUGGUGUUCGAUCACGCCCUUACAUUGGCAUCCACAUUCGAACGAGCGACCAUCAUUUUGGAUCGUCAAACCCACAUAGCAUCAGGACUAAAAACCCUAAAAGAGUUCUAGAAUGCGCCCAAAGAGUCCAGACUAUUAUACAAGCGAAGAAAUCGGUCGGAAAACGUCCGAUUACUUGGUUUCUGGCAGCCGAUGAUGCGAAACUCAAAAACAAUUGGACGAAAGAAUUGCCUUUGAACGUAUUUUCCUUAAAAAUGAAUCCACAACAUCUUGAAUAUUCGGGAAAAGAUAGUACUGCGUUUCUGGACGUUCUGGUGGACAUUUUUCUUCUUAGUGAAAGUGAUUAUUUUAUUGCAACUUGGGACAGUACGUUCAGUUACGUUGUCAUGGGAAUAAGGGGGUUUUCCACCAAGAGUUUUACGUAUGGUGAACGCUGUAACAUAAAUGAGACUAGUUUGGAACUUGCUGAAUAAUUAUCAUCGCUGCACCACCUACCACUACAGGGAGGCAUUAUAUCUAAAGGGAAUGCCAAUCGAAUUCUUUGCCUUCUGCCUUCAAAACUCUAUUCAUUCAUCCAAAAGGUAUAUAGCGUUUGACCAUGGUUGGAAAAACGAAAAAAAUACUUUGUAUAUCAAUGAUAUCUAUCAAAACUGUAGCGAUCUCUCGAAGAUUUGUAGUGAAUUUCUUAGGGAACGCUUUGGAGCCCGACCCGAUAGUCUCGUCUUGAUGUUACUUUCAUAGAAAUGCCGCUGGUCUGUCAGAGUGACGUGCUCAACUGCUAUAAGAGCUAUUUGGAACAUAUGCCG
Messenger RNA from Actinia tenebrosa (Australian red waratah sea anemone), 1344 nucleotides. RefSeq lists its product as uncharacterized. Gene Ontology annotation, biological process: cell wall biogenesis; protein N-linked glycosylation. Lineage: Eukaryota; Metazoa; Cnidaria; Anthozoa; Actiniaria; Actiniidae. Gene Ontology annotation, molecular function: alpha-(1->6)-fucosyltransferase activity; galactoside 2-alpha-L-fucosyltransferase activity. Gene Ontology annotation, cellular component: membrane. The record is from RefSeq and is a predicted model, not a curated record.